AAGAGUCGUAACGUCUUUCUAUGGUGGUAGUGUGAGAGGGGACAUUGGCCUAGACAGGAGUUUGUAUUAUAGAGAUAGAUAUACAGAAAACGUAUUAACGAGCCACUAUUCUAAAAAAAAGAAAGAAAAAAGUUCCGGCACAUCCACACCCGGGGCCCAAGUUCUGGAUAACUAGUCGAUAUUAUUGGGGUGCGAGGGCAUCCAUAUUUAACGGUAUCAGGCGAAGGGGAUACAGUUCUCAAAGUCCCCCCUUGUGACAUCACUAGCAAGUGGGCAGCUUUGACUUUUGUAUUUGGAGCUACAUCGCCAUGUUCCAGACAAGAUUAACUUCACCUCAAAGGAUUAUAGUUGGCAGAAUAACUACGAAGACCAUUGCUUCCACCACCACCACUACUCAACUCUAUGGUAGCUACAACUCUUGUAUAUUAGAAUCGUCGACUACCGUUUGACAGUUAAUUUCUCUAAGACACGACCAGGCUGUCAGAAGUAGGGUCUCUGGUUUGCUUACUUCAUCGUGCUUCCGGACUGGGAAGUGGUGCUAAGGAUGUAAUCGAAGCAUGCAAUGAGUGCAUGGUAUUUGGUGGGGUUUUUAUGCUUUGAGAUAUCCCCCAGGAUCGCUUUAUAAGAUCUCGCUCUUUAGCGCGCUAUAUUCCGCGACUACCGGUCUCCCGCUUGACGCCUGGCUUGGUCUGAGGUGUGUAGGUCUGAUCAAAGGUAUACCGUAGGGUCAAGUGAGCCGCGUGCUUGUGGGAUGUUCAGGGACGGAAUUUAAUCACGGAUAUUGAUGUACAGUAGCAAUUUUCUCCUCAAUGAUCGGUAUUCGGAUGAUUUCUAAAUAUAAAUGAAAAAACUACGAUAUUUUACGUUUUCUUGGGUAUCGGAUGAUUAAAACGUAACUUCACAAGAAUGUGAGUAAGAUUAUUGAGAAGUAGUGACAUUAGGCAGCUGGUCGUGAGUCGAAUGCACGAGGAGUGCGCGAGCGCUUGUAAGCAGACGACAUUUGCCCAGGACGCCUGCAGGUGGAAAUGAGAGAAUGCUCGCACAAUAAACCAAUUCCUGAAAACAAGCGCCGCAUUGGAAUGCCUGAAGCAAGUUUUUCUGUGGUGAAUGUAAACAAUGAAUUACAGAAUUGCUGAGUGGCUUUGAAAUUAAUAAAGAGCAGAUUUUUUGCAUUGCGGAUAAAGAAAUGUUACUCGAUGUAACUUUGGAUCCCAAAGACGUAUCUUUCGUUUGAAGUAAGAGACGCUAGAAGCACGCCAGUGAAACUGAAAUACGUCUACUUGGGGUGAAAUUCUAUGAAUGGUUUUUGGUGUCAAGAUGCAUUGGCAGUUUUCAAUUGUCGUUUGGCUGGAGACAUUAACCCUUGCAGUGCUGACCAUCGUAACCGCCCAAGCUGCACCUGACGAAUCUCGAACGAUUCAUCAAGGUCGUCAUGUCUGUGUUCAAAGGAAGCAGUUCGCGCAACCAAUCCCCGUGCGUCAAAGUUAUCGGCGGCCGAUGUACAGGGAGACUGUCCAGAGGUGCGAAGAUAACAGACUGUGUAAAAGAUACAGCUUGGUUUAUGGCGUAGCUUACAGGACUAUUUUCCACAUGCGGAUUACCACACGAAUAGUACAUGACUGCUGUCCGGGCUGGGCGCAGACAAACCCCAGAGAUCACAACUGUAUGAAGCCGGUGUGUCCCGGUGGUUGUAUAAAUGGCGGCCAGUGCGUUGGACCGCACACGUGCGAUUGUAUGGAGGGCUGGACCGGACCAAACUGUGCUGACGAUAUAAACGAAUGUGCGGGAGAAAACAACUGUCAGCAAGUUUGUAAGAACCUGCAAGGGAAGUACGAGUGUGACUGCCAUGAUGGUUUCACUCUCGCUGACGACAAGGUGGCUUGCAAGUUGUGUAUAUCGUGUGUUCCUGAAUAUAGAGAGAUGAAAGACACCAUCACACAUCUAAUGAAGAAAGUGAUCGUGUUAGAAGAAGAAAAGGAUUUUCUGAAGGGUAACAUGUCGUACCUAGCUGAUCAUUAUGCUGAAGCCAUGGUAACCAUGCACGAGAUAAAGGAAGCCACAGCGACAACAGAACGGAAAUCCACGUCAUACCCUGACUCCAACUCCGACUCCUUCCCGUACGUGGCUAAUCCAGCCAUGAUACCGCUGGACAGGAUUGCCUCCCUUAGUGAACAGAUAGCUAUGUUGGAAGAACGCCUCGAAGUGUGUACAUGUAAGGAAUAUUAUGAACCUAAAGGAAGGAGCAAAAGAAAAAGGCGAAUUAAUUACUGAACUAUCUCCUACUGCUGUUAGAUCAUCAAGAACACUGGGAUACAGUUCCCUCGCGGAGUUUACUUCAUGGCAGCAUACAGAACUGAAAAUAAACACAGACAUCUUCAUGAUCACGAACCGGAUACAUUUGGGAAUACCUUGACAUUUAUACUCUCGGCAUCAGAAAACAAAAGAAGGUUCAUGGAUAAAGAUAGUUUUGUGUUGAGAAUCGGUUGGAAUUUCAUCACCGAUCAUCGAUUAUAAUCGGUUGGUACCAACCGAUCAACUUUCGAUUAUACAAUCGGUUAGAAUUAUAUGAAUAUUAGAAGGAGUUGAAUUAUAAGGAUUAUGCACCUUUUGUCGUGUUCACCUUACAAAUGACUAAUUUUGCCUUUAAUAACUAUUUAAUAUCUUUUUUUUCCAUAAGGUAUUCAUAAAAACAAACCCAGUCCCCAGCAUAUUUACAUCAGUUCUAUAAUCUAAACUUACAGUUAAUAUAUUCCCACACAAUCGAUUAUGGAUUUUUAUAAUCGAUCAUCAGAUCGGUAGAGCGACACCGAUAAAUAUCGUUUUUUAUCGAUCAUUGGAACAUCACUUGGAAACCCUUUUAAUCGCCAGGUUGCAUGCCUCGAAUAUCCUAGGAAUCUUCAAGCGAAAGGACUUUUCGAUUUUUAAAAAUCUCGAAAACCCUUUCUGCAAUAUUUUACGAUGGAAACCAUGUUUGUAGAUCAUUUGCCACGAUCAAUGAUGUGUAUGUGUAUUUCGAAAUGUAUUGCCUAAAAUACCUGAUGUGUCUUGUUAUGCAGUUUGUUUAUCCAGCGUAGACGCGAUGUUAAUGGAUAACGUAUCCUGUUAGACCAAGGAGAAAGAGGAGUGUCUCUAACGUUUACUCUGAAAGGUGGAUGCCGUCUUGUGAUGCAUCAUACCAGGACAACUUGGUCAACUAUGACGAUGUCCGUUUCAAACAAGGUUAUCUCGAAUACCUGCGAUAUUACAUACAUAAUUUAUAUGCAUACUGAGACAUUUUCAUAUAUAGACUAAAUGCAUAUGUGAAAUUUCCAUAUUUGGAAUACCUCAACACAUAGAUCUAGGGCCGGAUGUUUGAAGAUGGUGGCGAUGGUUUUCUCGACAUGUCUAUGUAUCGACCUGUCGUAUGUCUAAUAACCAUGUUUGUAUAUAAACGUAGUUCAUUUAUGGUAUUAAAAUGAAACAGACGUCAGCCAUUUGUCAUAAAGGUUGACCAAAUACGGCUGUAGUGAAUAAGGAUACGAGUACACAAUGGUAAGUAGUGGUUUAGUGGUGUAUUCAUGUUGCUUAGACUAAGAAACUGUAUGUUUAUGAAUAAACUAGUUGAUAUGUG
Messenger RNA from Gigantopelta aegis, 3610 nucleotides. Its product is annotated as epidermal growth factor-like protein 7. The record is from RefSeq and is a predicted model, not a curated record. Gene Ontology annotation, molecular function: signaling receptor binding; calcium ion binding. Gene Ontology annotation, biological process: anatomical structure development. Gene Ontology annotation, cellular component: cell surface; extracellular region. Bases 1300 to 2271 code for a protein of 323 amino acids. Lineage: Eukaryota; Metazoa; Mollusca; Gastropoda; Neomphalida; Peltospiridae. The transcript has 8 exons.